GCGCUAAUACACCGGGUAGUUUAGUCAUGCAGAAGAAUCAUACCCGGAAGUACGGUGAUGCAGUAACGCAGACAGUCGGCUUAUUUACCUUUCUUCAAAACAGUCUAGCUAGCUAGUUACUGUUAAAAUGGCAACAUAUAGGAUUUCUGCAUGUAUUUGCCUUCGUUAAGAUGGCUGGUUUCAAAUCGUUUCACGACCAGUAAAUUGUUCAACUGACGUGAGUGACCUCCAGCUGAUGUGAACGCAAAAGAACAACAAUCAGUAACAUGUCGGCAGAAUUCACUCUUCCCGGUUCUGACCGACCAAUAAUGGAUGAGGAUGAUGUUAACAACCAGCCCAGCCCGUCCCCAUCCCACAGCCCCCCUGCAUCAGGAGAAGCUGAUCAAGAGGACCAAACAGAACCAACCAAAACCUUUUCUCACGGUUGUCUGGACUGUGGGAAAGAGUUUUCCCGCCCAUGUGACCUGGUGAGACACCAGAGAGUACACACAGGGGAGAAGCCCUACCCCUGUCCUGACUGUGGCAAGAGGUUCGCCCACUCAGGAGGCCUCCGAGAACACGAGAGGAUACACUCCGGAGAGAAGCCUCACACCUGCACUGUGUGUGGGAAGAGCUUCACCCAGAAGGGAAGUCUUAGAGUUCACCUACGGACACACACGGGGGAGAGACCUUAUUCUUGCGCCGUCUGUGGCAAGAGUUACACCCAAAAUGAAUUUUUGAAAGUGCACCAGCGAACACACACGGGAGAGAGGCCCUACUCCUGUUCUGUGUGUGGCAAGGGCUUUGCUCAGAUAGGAAACCUGAAGAAACACCAGAGGAUUCACACCGGGGAGAAGCCUUACCAGUGCCUGGAGUGUGGCGCCAGUUUCACCCAGAAGGACAGCCUGAAGAUGCAUCAGAGGUCUCACACGGGAGAGAAACCCUGCGUCUGCCCCGAGUGCGGGAAGGGUUUCCGCGACAACGGGCACCUGAAAGUCCACUUGAGAGUGCAUACAGGGGAGAAGCCGUACUCCUGCCCCGACUGUGGGAGACGGUUCAGCCAGGCAGACGUCCUGAAGCGACACCAGAUGGUGCACACAGGGGAGAAGCCGUACUUCUGCGCCCUGUGUGGGAGGAGGUUCGCCCAGCCUGCCACUCUGAAGUACCACCUCCGGACUCACGCAAGAGAGAACCAGACAGGAGGGCCUCAAUGCUGCCCAGUGUGUGGACAGGACCUCCCUACAGAGCAGGCUCUGAGAAAACACCUACAGGCACACAUGGGGGAGGAGCUCGGUCAGAACGGGGGACAGGAAGACGGGGAGGAGGAAGUUGGUGGUCUGAUCAAUUCUGAUGGAGAGGACGUUGGCUGGGACCCUUCUCAUCUUAGAGAGAGUCCAGUCCGUGGCUCCGGUAGUGAAGAAAGUCCUCCUACAUCAGACAUCAACAAGAAUCCGGGUGACCAAUCCGGAUUCGGAUCGUCACCUGACGACAGAAAGGCCUUCAGUCAGACACUGGGUCCUGACGACAGAGAGGCCUUCAGUCAGACACUGGGUCCUGGCGACAGAGAGGCCUUCAGUCAGACACUGGGUCCUGACGACAGAGAAGCCUUCAGUCAGACACUGGGUCCUGACGACAGAGAGGCCUUCAGUCAGACACUGGGUCCUGACGACAGAGGGGCCUUCAGUCAGACACUGGGUCCUGACGACAGAGAGGCCUUCAGUCAGACACUGGGUCCUGACGACAGAGGGGCCUUCAGUCAGACACUGGGUCCUGACGACAGAGAGGCCUUCAGUCAGACACUGGGUCCUGACGACAGAGAGGCCUUCAGUCAGACACUGGGUCCUGACGACAGAGGGGCCUUCAGUCAGACACUGGGUCCUGACGACAGAGGGGCCUUCAGUCAGACACUGGGGAUGAACAUUAAAGUAGUGGAGGAGGAGGAGCUGGAGGACUUGAGUCAAAUUGUUGGGAUGACGGUUAAAGAAGAAGAGGAAGAGGUGGAGCUGGAGGACUUGAGUCAAACUGUUGGGGUGACGGUUAAAGAAGAAGAGGAUGAGGAAGUCAGCAGAUUCAUUCAGUCCCCAGUAGAAGAAGUGAACUGGGAGGCUGUUGAACUUGGAGAGAGUCCUAACCACUGCUCAGACCGUGAUGAGAGACCUCCCCAGCAGGAGAAUCACACAGCUAAACACCAUCAUCACCACACAGAGAACACAAGCCACACUCCUGCUCCGACUCUAUUUGAAGGACCUGAUCAAAGCCAUUGAUUAGGAAAUAAUUAGGUUCAUGAUAUAAUUUAGUUACUGUACCCUAUUACAGAUAUCGAUGUUUAAUUAAUUGCCUUUGAUUUAAUAAAUCAUGGUUGCAACAA
This is a messenger RNA of Oncorhynchus kisutch (coho salmon), 2347 nucleotides long. RefSeq names its product zinc finger protein 84. The transcript is spliced from 9 exons. Gene Ontology annotation, molecular function: DNA-binding transcription factor activity; RNA polymerase II cis-regulatory region sequence-specific DNA binding. The record is from RefSeq and is a predicted model, not a curated record. The coding region runs from base 267 to 2243 and encodes 658 amino acids. Lineage: Eukaryota; Metazoa; Chordata; Actinopteri; Salmoniformes; Salmonidae. Gene Ontology annotation, biological process: regulation of transcription by RNA polymerase II.